Messenger RNA from Closterium sp. NIES-65, 2379 nucleotides. The record is from the annotation of a GenBank genome assembly. Lineage: Eukaryota; Viridiplantae; Streptophyta; Zygnematophyceae; Desmidiales; Closteriaceae.
AUGCUGCUAUGCAAGCUGGAGAGCCAGUGUGAGGGCCAUGGCAUGAGGCUGCUGGAGCUCAAGCGGUGCAUUCAGCCCGUAGCGGACGGAGUGAGGGUGCUCACACCCAUCAUGAGAGGGCCCGUAGCGGAUGGGGUGAGGGUUCUCACACCCAUCAUGAGAGGGCCCGUAGCGGACGGGGUGAGGGUGCUGACGCCCAUCGUGAGAGGGGUGGAGGACGAAGGAUGGGGUUCCACAGAGGUUCUCGACAUGCUGCAUGCAGCGGUAGGCAGAGAGGGGUAUGCAGCGAGAGUGGUAUACAGAGAGUGGUAUACAGAGAGUGGUAUACAGAGAGUGGUAUACAGAGAGUGGUAUACAGAGAGUGGUAUACAGAGAGUGGUAUACAGAGAGUGGUAUACAGAGAGUGGUAUACAGAGAGUGGUAUACAGAGAGUGGUAUACAGUGAGUGGUAUACAGAGAGUGGUAAGUAAAGAAUUCCCUUCGUUCUCUCCCUCCUCGUUCUCUCCUCCUCGUUCUCUACCUCCUCGUUCUCUCCCUCCUCGUUAUCUUCUCUUUCAAUCCAUCCACCCAUUCCCUCCCAUCCCACAUCUAACCCCUGUCCGACUUCCUUCCCUUCCACCCGCUUCCCUUCCUGCCCAGUCCACCCGACCAGAUGUGAGGGAGGCGGAGGGCCUCAUUCGCUUUGUGCUGCAAGCUACAUGCGCCCCCUAUCUUCACCUCCUCUCCUCGUACGUGUGGAUGCAGGAGGGCAGGCUGGAAGACGACAUUCACAGCGAGUUCUUCAUUUCCGCAUGCACCACUGCUUCUGCAGACGCACACACAGCUACCACUGAUGCUGAACCCACCAAUUCCACCGCGCCUGCCACGAGGCAAGGGGAAUGGCGGGGUGCACAGGGGUGGGAAUGGGCGAAAGUGGAAGGGCAGCGGUUUGUAUUGCGGUGUGAUGCGGUGCCAGUGCUGUUCCGGUCGGUGGCUGACGAUGUGCUGGCGACAGGGCAGCUGGUGCAUGCGCUCAGGCAACAUGGGUACUUGAAGCAGUGCAAUGAGAUCGACCCCUUUCCACAUCCUCGCUCUGAGCAACCUUCUGGGGCAUCUGCUCACCGUCAGACGAGUGCUGCUGCUUUCCCAGGCGAGCCAUGCUCAUCUCAUCAUAUGCCGUCCUUCCUUGGCGCGGCUUCAUCAAGUGUUUCCUCGUUCCCUUCUCCCCACCCUCCUUUCCUCAACCCCCGUGACUUGGCGGACUUCCUGUCAGAUUUCAUGGCGCUGGCAGGCGAGGAGCUCUGCACAGCACUCUACCCGUGCUUAUCAUGUGCCCAUCCUAGGCACAGGCUUCGUCAAGUCCUUCUCCAAAACCCCCCACCCCACCAGGCGGACUUCCUGUCAGAUUUCAUGGCGCUGGCAGGCGAGGAGCUCUGCAAGCCGGCCAGCAGGGCGUCACAGGCUCGCAUUGACCUCUCACUAGGCGCCUCUCUGCACGCCUCUGACCCAAACUGCGACCGCCUCUCUGCACGCCUGGUCCCUGCCGAUCCACCCAGUCCCUCCAACUCAUCGCUUCAACAGCAGCCCUUACAUUCACAACCUCUACAAUCACAAUCGCCGCUCCUACAGCGCACACCAGCACAGCCACCACAGUCACAUCUGCAGCAGUCACGGGAGAGCAUGGACGGUGCAGAUCUGCUGAGCAGUCUACAAUCCUACGAUCAAUACGAGGACCUGCUGGGGCCUGAUGCAGAUGACGCAGGUGGUGACUCUCACGCUGCUUAUGCUGCUGCUGCUGCUGCUGGUGCUGCUGCUGGUGGUCGUGGUGCUGAUGGGGAUAAUGGUGGUGAUGGGGGUGGCAAGCAACUCUACAGCAACCCUCUAUCGCUACUGCCCCAGGUCACCCCUGUUCGGCCAGGCAGCCCUGCAGCUGCAGUGGCGGCGCAGGCAGCAAGGGGGGGAGGGGCUGAACGCAGGGGAGCUUCAGGGGAGAGUGGAUGGGAGGCUAUCUGUAUCGACUACCAGGCCCCUUGGCCAGUAUCUGCGGUGGUGCCCCCAGCCGCCCUGCAGGGUUACAAUCGCCUCUUCCGCUUCCUGCUCGCCACCAGGCGAACCCACCUGCACCUCGCCCUGGCAUGGUCUGCCCUGCAGCUGACGCGGGGACUGAAGGUGGAGGGAACAAUGCUGCAGCGCGUGCACUGGCUGCGGCAUCGCAUGGCGUGUGCUGUCACUGCUAUUCUCGACCACGUGGCACAUGCGGUGAUAAGCCCCAAUUUCGACCUCAUGACAUCCAGUUUGACAAAGGCUACCUCCUUCCACCAGCUCGUGGAGGAACACCAAACAUUUCUUCACACGUGUCUCUCAGAGGGGCUUCUGGAUUCCUGCCAGCACAUUCGAGAG